This is a messenger RNA of Trichobilharzia regenti, 1608 nucleotides long. The record is from the annotation of a GenBank genome assembly. Lineage: Eukaryota; Metazoa; Platyhelminthes; Trematoda; Strigeidida; Schistosomatidae.
AUGUCGUCUAUUGAUUUACCUGAUGAUAUAUCAGGUAUAUCAGACGUUCUAGCACGUAGAAACAAUGCUUUGUUUACUUCUGAAUUUUUAUCUAAAUCAAAAAGUGGACAGCUAAUCACACCUGAGAAUAAAAUCGUAUAUCUUUAUCUUAUUUCGAGGAGUAUUGAUUACAACAAAUUAUCUAUCAACUUAUUGAAUAUAUAUACAAUGGAAACAGCCUUUCGUUACGGAGAAAAACCUAUUGAAUUUCAGCUGGAACCUGAUGGCGAAUACUUCUAUUUGGCAUCUGAGGUGGGCCGAUAUCUUCGAUUAUUCCGUAAAGAAUUAUUCAAGAAGUAUCCAAAUUUAUGGAAACGUUUAGUUACACCGGAAGAAAAAGGAAAGUUAAUUCAAAUGGGUCUAGCAACGCCUAUCACCGCUUCAAAUGCUAUGCUAUUACGUACUUAUGAAGUUAAUGAAAUCAUCUGUGAACAAGAUCGUUUAUCUGAAUUAAAAAAUAAUCUAGUCAUUAGAGAUUAUUCAUCAGCUUCAAGUACUACUACUACUAAUAAUAAUUCAAGUGUGAAUGCUUCCACAGGUCUACGUAGUUUUUCAUCAGUUGGAAGUGCUAAAGGCAGUCUUUCUUUUGGUGGUGGUAGUGCAGGUGGUGGUGGUGGUGGUCGUACAAGUCUUGGUUCUUCAAGUGGGAAUCUAGGCUCAGGGAAUAGUCUGUCUGGUGCUGGGAAUAUUACGACUACUACUACUGGAGUUAUCGAUCAUACAAUUGGUACAGGUGGUGGGGGUGGUGCUGGGGGCGGUAGCUUUAAAUCAAAACGUGACAGCAGUAGAUGGCUUGGUGUUAGUUCAACACCGAAUACAUCAUUCCACUUGGACUCAGUGCCUUGUCCAACUCCUAUUAGCCGGUUACGAACAGCUAGACAAGCAAGUAAAUCCUUCACUUUUCCAUUCUGUUUGGAUGAUUCUGAUCCAAUAGCAUUUCAUGAAAAUGCUUGUCAACCUGAAUGUUUAGUACCAAUACGAUUGGAUAUUGAAUGCGAUGGUGUAAAACUACGUGAUUGUUUUACAUGGAAUCGUAAUGAACAAUUGAUUACACUGGAACAAAUGGCUGAAGUGCUAUGCGAUGAUUUAGACUUGAAUCCAAUCAAUUUUGUUCCAGCUAUAGUGAAUGCAAUGAGACAACAGAUUGAAGCACAUCCAGUAACUGAUUGUUUAGUUGGACAAACUGAUACACGUGUUAUCAUCCGAUUGAAUAUCCAUGUUGGUAAUAUUUCACUGGUAGACCAAUUUGAAUGGGAUCUUUCUGAGCCGAAUAAUUCACCAGAACAAUUUGCUUCAAGAUUAUGCGCUGAAUUAGGCUUGGGUGGAGAGUUUGUUACUGCUGUCGCCUAUAGUAUACGUGGACAACUUGCUUGGCAUCAAAAAAUUUAUGCAUUUAGUGAAUCUCCAUUGCCAACAGUUGAUAUUGUGUUUCGUAAUUCCAAUGAAGCUGAUCAAUGGAGUCCAGUGGUUGAAGUGUUGACAGAUGCAGAAAUGGAGAAAAAGAUACGUGAUCAAGAUCGUAAUACAAGGCGAAUGCGUCGUCUGGCCAAUGCACAACCGAAUUGGUGA